This is a messenger RNA of Hippocampus zosterae (dwarf seahorse), 1951 nucleotides long. Its product is annotated as ornithine decarboxylase antizyme 2-like. The record is from RefSeq and is a predicted model, not a curated record. Gene Ontology annotation, molecular function: ornithine decarboxylase inhibitor activity. Lineage: Eukaryota; Metazoa; Chordata; Actinopteri; Syngnathiformes; Syngnathidae. Gene Ontology annotation, biological process: positive regulation of protein catabolic process. Gene Ontology annotation, cellular component: cytoplasm; nucleus.
CUGCUUUCUCGAGUGGUCUGUUGGCGGCCGCCAAGUGAUGUGUCUGUUCUUGUUUCGUUCAUAACAACCCGAAGCACACGGCAACACAUCUUUUGGACCUUCGCAUUCAACUCACCAGGGGCAGAAUUUCUAUGCCUCACCUUUUUGCUCCAACGAAAAGACUUUUUUUUUUCCUUUUAAAACAAGAACCGUAAGAGGUUGUCGUCGAGGCUGUCGUCGAGGCUGUCAUGUUGAACGCGGACGAAAGUUCCUGGUUAGCGGGCUUGCGGCUGCCGGGCUCCCUCCCCCCGCCCCCGGGGCCUCAGUGGUGCUCCGAUGCCCCUCACCCACAUCUGAAGAUCCCGGGUGGGCGAGGGACGGUCAGGGAUCACUCUCUCGGCGCGCUGCUACACAAGGGCGGCAAGUUGACGGUGAUGCAGUCGACGGACGUGAACGGGAAGGCCUCGCUGCUGCGCUUCCACUACCAGCUGAGCGAACGCCGCUCGGCCUUCUGGGACGCCGCCGUGCGGGAAGACAGCCUCUUCUUGGAGAUGCCGACGGGGCCGCUGGCGGAGGGAAGCAAAGAGGGGCUUACCGCUCUGCUGGAGUUUGCCGAGGACAAGCUGAAGGUGAACUCCGUCGUCCUUUGGUUCCGCAAAGGCCGAGAGGAUCGACUGUCCAUCAUCAAGACCUUCAACUACAUCGGCUUUGAGAUGGUGAAGCCGGGGGACCCCUCGGUUCCGGCCCGGCCCGACUUGGUCUUCAUGCUUUACUCUCUGGACAUCGACAGCAGCUCGGACGAGGAGUGAGUCCACAUUACCCCCCCCCCCACCGCCCCCUUUCAUCCUCUUGCCUUUGGAAUCUAGACUUUUUUUUUUUCUUUCCCUUCCGUCUCUUAAGACUGCGAACCAAGUCGCUUGAAACGAUGCUGUUACAUGCCAGACUCUUCCUACUUGAAAGAGAACGACUUUUUUAUUUUUAUUUUUUUAUUUUUUUUGAAUGGAAGAACUUUUGUGACACUCACGGCCAAGGAUCCGCCCAGGUCUCCGAUUAGACAAAACGUCACCUCACUCGCAAGCCGCCCGACCGCUGUGGUGCAUCCGCCGCAAGUUGGGGGGUGGGGGGGGGGGGACCAUCCGGGCUCAACAAACUGUCAUUUAGCGUUGGUGCGCCGUUCCUGUACGUGUCAAUCAUUCUCAUCCGUCGGAAGCCAUUGGCCGCUCGAGUUCCAUCAACGUGGGAGGAUCGCGGGACACCGAUGUCGGGUAAAAUUUAACAAAGAUGCAUUUCGAGUCAAUCUGAUUGAUUGGCCGUCAAUGGCCAGUCUAAUCAAUCGGUGUGACAACAAUACUAAAAAUGUUCACGUCGCAUUGUGAGCGAGCGGCUCGCCCGGGUCCCGUUUCACCGCGGAGCGCUCAUCGCCGCCCGUCAGAAGUCACCGGCCGAUGGAAUCGCGGCCAAUCGGUGAAGCCGUGCCUCCUUUCACAUGGGCCGCACCUUCCCGGCAUGUCACUCGUCCUUGCUCGGUCAAGGCGAGGCCUCCUGUGCCUCACGUUUGAGCCUUUUCACUUUUGUUGACGAACGCGGUCCCGUUUCCAACCCCCCCACCCCGUGGUUGGGCUGCGUGCGCACAAAGACGACUCCCAGGGAUGACGAUCAAAUGCGAGACUAUUUUUCUUAUCCGAUUUUAGCACUUUGAACUUGAUGUCAAAGAGACUUAUCUGGGGGGGGGGGGGUUAUCAUUUGUUUAGAAACAUCAUCCAGGUUGAAUCGAUAUUAUGCAUUUUCUCUGCAAAGUCUAUUUUCUACAUGUGUAUAGUUCUCUCUAUAUUGGCAUAGUUAAGUUAUUCGUUUGAUUCCCGGUGGCAGUUGAAUUCCGUCGGUCAACAAUCCACACUUGUACACCGAGGAGAAACUUGGCUUUCGCGGCGGGGAAAAUACUUCUUUAAUAAAAAAAAAAAAAUACAAAAAA